CUUGUCUUCUAUCUCCCCUUCCCUUUCAGCAGCAGCAGCAGCAGCAGAGGCGGCAGUCAGAGUCGCACUGGCAGUUAGAAAGGAUCUUUAGGAGGAAAGGAGAAAGGCUGCAUAAUAUUCGCCUGAGAUGAGAAAUAGAUGCGAUGCACCCUGAGCGCGUCUGAGCGCUGGAAGCGCAGGGAAAGGCAGCAGAGGCCGGGCUGCCGGGGAGACACACAGGGAAGGGGAGUGACCACAGGACAUUCAUCAGACGCCUGCCCGAUGCAUCCAGCACUUCAACCCCCACCUACAAGGAAAACAACAUUGCGACCCUGCUGAGGGGUUGAUGCCAGAAACACAAAUUAAAACUUAACCUUUUUUUUGUUUUUUAAAUUUUCAAUUCUGCCUUCAGCUGCUAAAUUGUGAAACAAGGGAGGGACACUGAGAGAAAAGCCUAAUGCUAAUAGUAUUAAUAAAAAAGCCGAAAAGCCCGACUCCGAGUGCAGCGAUCGAGCCCCUUUAUUGCAGCAUGUGCAAAACUCUCUGUCGCUAAACCAUGAGCCGCAGCUUCCACUUCUCCGUGCGAUUCCAGCGCUCACAGCAGAUCGAUGCGACUGUAACCUCUCGGCGUUUGGUGUCACCCAUGCAGGUUAAAUGAAUACCUGACGAAAGCGACCACGUUGCACGCCGCUGACAUUUGAUAGCUGAGAGGAAAAGUGGUUUUAAUGAAAAGCAACCUUUGGAAUUCCUGCCUGUGAGAAAAAAAAAUCCAAUUCUGCUUUUUUUGUGUGUGUGCUGUGAGCGAGAAAUGAUCAGUAGCAGCAGUGUUUAUGCAAACUGGACUCCAAAAUAGAGAGCGAAUGAUCUACAUCUAAAAUUUACUAAUGAUACCUUUCAUGGAUGUAAAGAUACAAUGACCCUAUUACCAGAUGGGCCAGCCCUACUGAGAUUUGCAUCAGAAAGAGACUACCCUGGCUUGAAGAUGCAGUGGACCCCGGAGCAUGCGCAGUGGCCGGAACAACACUUCGAUAUAACAUCAACCACGCGGUCACCAGCUCAUAAAGUUGAGGCCUACAGAGGUCAUUUGCAACGCACCUAUCAGUAUGCUUGGGCCAAUGAUGACAUCUCUGCUCUGACUGCUUCAAAUUUGCUCAAGAAAUAUGCAGAGAAAUACUCUGGAAUUUUAGAUGGCUCCAUGGAUAGACCCUUGCUGAGUAACUAUACAGAAGUUCAGUCGGGUCUAGUUAAUGGUCGAAAGAAUGAAAGUGAACCUUGGCAAAGCUCCUUAAACUCUGAAGGUGUUUAUCCCAUGAACUGUGUUGCUGAUGUUAUUACAGCUAGCAAAGGUGGAGUGGGGUCAGCUAUCCCUCCAUCAGAUGUUUCGGCCAGCAUAGGCAGUUCUCCUGGGGUGGCAAGUAACCUGUCAGAACCUAGUUAUUCUAGCAGUACAUGUGGCAGCCACACCGUACCUAGUCUUCAUUCAGGACUACCAUCUCAGGAAUAUGCCACAGGUUAUAAUGGUUCUUACCUGCAUACAAGUUACAGCAGCCAGUCAGCAUCUGCACUCCCAUCACCUCAUCCAUCGCCCCUUCAUAGCUCUGGACUUUUACAGCCUCCACCCCCACCACCUCCCCCUUCAGCCCUGGUACCUGGCUACAAUGGGACAUCCAGUAUACCCAGUUAUAAUUACCCACCUGCUAGCUAUCCACCUCAGUCUGCAGUUGGAUCAGGUUACAGUCCUGGCAGUGCACCUCCACCUUCUGCUUACCUACCGUCAGGUAUUCCUGCUCCAACUCCUUUGCCUCCCACGACGGUCCCAGGCUACAGCUAUCAGAGUCAUGGUUUAACUCCAAUAGCACCAUCUGUUGUAUCUAAUAACUCAGCUAGUUCACUAAAAAGAAAAGCAUUCUAUAUGGCAGGACAAGGGGACAUUGAAUCCAGUUAUGGCAAUUACAGCUAUGGUCAACAGAGAUCAUCACACAGUCCUAUGUACAGAAUGCCUGACAGCAGUAUUACAAACUCAAAUAGGGGAAAUGGGUUUGAUCGAAGUGCUGAGACCGGAUCUUUAGCAUUUAAGCCAACAAAGCAGUUAGUGCCCUCUGAUCAACAAAGGAAAUUCAACAACCAGUCCACAAGAGCUUUAACUCCACCUUCAUAUAGCUCUACCAAGAAUUCAAGAUCAAGUGAUUCUUUUGGGAAAUAUAAUUCUUCUGCUCUUAAUGAACAUAGUGAUGAGCAUCGACUAAUCCCACAUACGAUGCAAGGCCCUGGACUUCAUACAGCUACCUCAUCCAACCACUCUGUGGACGACCAGCUGAAGAAUACUGACUCUCACCUGAUUGACCUUGUAACUAAUGAGAUUAUCAACCAGGGGCAUCCUGUAGACUGGGAUGAAAUUGCUGGCCUUGAUUUAGUAAAGGCUUUUAUAAAGGAAGAGGUUUUAUGGCCUGUAAUACGAUCUGAUGCAUUUAGUGGGCUUACUGCCUUGCCUCGGAGCAUUCUUUUAUUUGGACCACGGGGGACUGGUAAAACAUUAUUGGGCAGAUGUAUAGCUAGUCAGCUUGGUGCCACUUUCUUUAAAAUUUCUGCCUCUAAUCUUGUGACAAAAUGGAUAACCGAAGGAGAAAAAAUUGUCCAUGCAUCCUUUCUUGUUGCAAGGUGUCGACAACCAUCAGUGAUCUUUGUUAGUGACAUUGAUAUGCUUCUCUCGUCCCAAGUUAAUGAAGAACACAGUCCAAUAAGUCGGAUGAGAACAGAGUUUUUAAUGCAGCUAGACACUGUUCUGUCUUCUGCUGAGGACCAAAUAGUUGUAAUUUGUGCCACAAGUAAACCAGAACAAAUAGAUGAAUCUCUACGGAGAUAUUUCAUGAAGAGACUUUUAAUUCCACUUCCAGACAGCACAGCCAGACACCAGAUAAUAAUACAACUGCUCUCACAGCACAAUUACUGUCUCAAUGACAAAGAGGUUGCACUCCUAGUUCAGCGCACAGAGGGUUUUUCGGGACUAGAUGUGGCUCGAUUGUGUCAGGAAGCUGUGGUAGGUCCCCUCCAUGCCAUACCACCCUCAGACCUUUCAGCCAUUAUGCCUAACCAGUUGAGGCCUGUGACAUAUCAAGACUUUGAAAAUGUAUUCUGCAAGAUUCAGCCUAGCAUAUCUCAAAAAGAACUUGAUACAUAUAUUGAAUGGAACAAAAUGUUUGGUUGCAGUCAGUGAUAUCCCUUAAACUUUGCAUUGAAUGUUGUGGCACAUGAACAUGGGCAACAGAGGGAAUGCAAACCCUUUCUGCUAGUGUUCAAAUUGUAAAUGGUACUUGGACAUCCACAAUACCUUUGCAUCUGAAGAGCCAGGUUUGACUUGAAUCAAAAGUGCAUCAAAUAUCUGUGCUUGGAAAUUAAAAGCAUAUGGCCGAGAGCACAAGUCGAUACCUAGGUCUGUUCAAGCUAGUCAACGCUCACCAAGAAGCAAGGUUAAAGUGGGUUGAUUCUGGAAGGACAUGAACCUUAUGUGUUGAUUCCAUUCUGCUGUUCUUGAGAUUUAGUUGCUGUCAAGUGCCUGAAGUGGUGCUUUAUUUUUUUGUUUGCCUCACAAUUACAUUGGUGGCAUGUGCUAAUAUAAAGAGCUUUAACUUCAAACAUUGCUGGACUAGAGAUGAACGAUUGUGUUGAUAGACAGAGAGCCAGAUUUUUGCCAUUUUAUGAGCAACAGUAUUCCUCAGACCUGUCUGUUCUGCAGAACAGUAAAACAGGAAAACCACGAUCUGGACCUUAAUUUCUGCAGUUCAUUUCUUUUAAUGUUCUGUCUGCAAAAAACAAAAAAAAAAAAAGAGAAAAAAAAAAACUCAGGAAAGUGAUUGCUUUGUACAGUACCUCAAAGGAAUGUGUUAAAAGCACUAUGUACUGCUGAGAGAUAAAUGAUAGGCAUUCAUGUUACUUUAUAUUAAAAUAUAUGUUUACCUCAACAGUUGGAAAGUGGCAUGGAAAAUAUCUUUUGAAUGUAUUGGGUUGAUUCAUAUGAAAAAUGGUGGAAGUCUUGCCAGAGCAAUUUGUAACAAAUUAACUCCCUCUGUAAUGAUGUAUUAUUUUAUAACCUUUCUAAUCAUGUUCAUAAGGUGAAAGUAUUCUUUACAUUUCAGUAUUUAUUAUAUAUUACAAUGGGAAGUAAACACAUGCCACUGAUA
This is a messenger RNA of Xenopus tropicalis (tropical clawed frog), 4157 nucleotides long. RefSeq names its product fidgetin, microtubule severing factor (gene fign). Gene Ontology annotation, molecular function: ATP hydrolysis activity; ATP binding. Lineage: Eukaryota; Metazoa; Chordata; Amphibia; Anura; Pipidae. Gene Ontology annotation, cellular component: centrosome; nuclear matrix. The transcript is spliced from 5 exons. The record is from RefSeq and is a predicted model, not a curated record. Bases 893 to 3193 code for a protein of 766 amino acids.